Molecule: messenger RNA, 849 nt
Organism: Rotaria sp. Silwood1
Lineage: Eukaryota; Metazoa; Rotifera; Eurotatoria; Philodinida; Philodinidae
Source: the annotation of a GenBank genome assembly
AUGGCAAACAUUGAAAAUCAUUUGAAUAAUUUUCGUCAAUGGGUUCAUGAACAACAACCAACACUUAAUUCACUUGAUACUGAUGAAUUUUUAUUACGUUUUUUACAUGUUACAAAUUAUCAAUUGGAUGAUGCUAAAGAAUGGUUAAUACGUUUUUGGAAAUAUCGUACAGAAAAUCCACAAUGGUUUACAGAUCGUGAUCUUUUAAAAAAUCCUUUAAUGCAGGAAAUAGCUGAAAUUGCUUAUUAUUUUCAAUUACCAAAAGAGACUAAAGAUAAACAACUUAUUGCUGUUAUGCGUAUGGGACAUUAUAAUACAACUAAAUAUUCAUUAGAUGAUGUAACUAAAUAUGCUUUUGCUGUUACAGAUAUUCUUAAUACUCAAGAAGCAGGUCGAACACAUGGUUAUAUUAUAUUAUUAGAUUUAUCCGAGAUUAAAUUACAACAUAUUAGUCCAUUUACACCGGAUCGUGCUCAUCGUUAUGUGGAUUGUUGGGAAAAAGUUUAUCCAGUAAAUUUGGUUCAAAUACAUUUUUAUAAUUAUCCUCGUAUAUUCGAUCCAAUUUUACAUUUAUUUCGAAUGUUUCUUUCUCGAAAAUUAAGUGAUAAACUUUUUCUUCAUUCAAAAUCAUCUGAUGAAUCAACAAAUAAAUCAUUACAUCAACAUAUUGAUCCAUCAGUAUUACCAAAUGAAUAUGGUGGUCAAUUAGGUUCAAUUAAUGAUAUUAAUAAAACAUUUAUUCAAAAGAUUCGAGAACAAAAUGAUUAUAUGAUGCAAUUUGAUAAAUAUGGUAUUGAUUUAAAACAAGCAUCAAAAUUAUUAAAAAUAAUUCAAAAAGAACGUGAUUAA